This is a messenger RNA of Bursaphelenchus xylophilus (pine wood nematode), 4553 nucleotides long. The record is from the annotation of a GenBank genome assembly. NCBI's taxonomy places the organism in Eukaryota, Metazoa, Nematoda, Chromadorea, Rhabditida, Aphelenchoididae.
AUGGGUAAAAAGAAGGUGAACCAAGCUUUACUCUCCUAGUAUACACUAUUUUCUUUUUGUUUCUAGUGUUUUAUUUACUUUUUUUUACCAAUUUUCGCAAUUUUUAUACCUAAAUUAAUAUUUUUCCAAAAUUUUUGAUGUUGUACAUGCUCUUUACUCCAAUUUUUUUUCAGAUCUCAGCCGUCCACUUCAAGAUGGAGGUGGAGUUACAGAAAUGUUUGCGGAACAGUCAGAAGUUUUCCCAAAUUUUUCAAUUUAUCAACAACUUCGGACCAUUCGUUCAGAUUUCAUGGACUUUCGAGCAAUUGGAGAAUAUGUUAGUGGCCGAUGUGGAUAGUCGACGUGAGUAUUUCUUGUUUUUUCUGAAUUUAGGCGGAUCAUGGAGAAAAAGAGGAGUUUUCAAGGAAAAAUUUGGCCUGUGUCUAGUAUAAUAUCGAAUUUUGGGUUUAUACCGAAAAUGAUGGUCAGAUAAGGUGGAUGAUACAAUUUUUGGGAAUAAUUUAGUCUAUUCUUCCUCAUAGGUCGCUAUUUACGCCUUUUCUGUUCAUUUUUUGGACUCUGAAGUUAGACUUGACACAUUCUCAAAAUUUUGAGUCAACUGUUACUCUCGUUGGCUGACACUUCAAAUAAUGUCAAGAUGAGAUUUCUAGAUACCCAUACACCUCUGACAAGAAAUUUGAGAUAUUUCCACCUACUUUGACAUUGUUUUUCAUCAAUCUUCCUCAAGGAUAAUAUAAUUUAGAGUCGGAUGAGCUGGUCAAAGCGAUGAUGGGCCUGAUACGAAAGAUUGCCCCAACCUACAGGCCGUUGAGUGGUCUAGCUGGACUGGACAAGUUUAUCGCGACCUAUUCCGGCAUUGAAAAUCCAGACAAUUCCGAGGAUUAUCAGUCGUUGGACCUGCAAGGAAGAAUGGAUUUGUUGUUGGAAAUUUUAUAUCUCUCUUGUCGGACUCACUUUGGAAUUGUUGCUGGGGUACGUUUUUUUAUUUUACUUGCUUUUCUUCAAUUUUUAGGCCGAAAAAAUGAGGUUUUUUUUUUGAGAAGAACAGAGCUAAAAAUGGAAUUUCUUUUACUCAUAAUUCCAUUUUCAGUUCAAGCAGAGGCAGAUUCCCUAUCAUGAACUCCGAUGGAAGCCAGUCGGCAAGGACUACGAUGGAUUGGAGUACUAUUAUCAAGAGGACUGCGAGUUCAAUCCAAGGAUUUAUAUUGCAAAUUCUGAUGGAGACGGCGAGAGUUGGACGUUAAAAACAAAGUAAGAGUUGAUUUCGAGACAUUUGGAAGGAAUUUCGAGCAAAAAGAGGGAUUUUUUUAAAGAUUUUUUUGAUAGUAAUAUCAUGUGUAAUAUAAAAAGUUGAUGAUUUUGGUAAUUUUUUGAUAUUAUUUGGUCCAAGGUGUGAUAUAAAAGCUCUUUAGGUUUGUUUAAGUGAUUUUUUGAGGGAUAAAUGUAAAUUUUUUAACCCUCAUUAUCAUGGGUAAUAUAAAAAGUUGCUGAUUUUGGCAAUUUUUUGGUCUUGUUUGGCCGAAUGUAGGGUUUAAAAGUUUUGUAGAGCGUUUCUGAAAGAUUUUUUGAGCGGUAAAUGUAAUUUUUUUCACCUUCAUUAUCAUGGGUAAUAUAAAAAGUUGAUUAUUUUGCCAAUUUUUUGGUCUUAUUAGGUUCAAUAUUGGAUGUACAAAUGUUUUUAGAGUUGUUUAAAACAUUUUUUGAGAGAUAAGUUUAAUUUUUUUCACCUUUAUUAUCAUGGGUAAUAUAAAAAGUUGAUGAUUUUGGCAAAUUUUUGUUCCGAUAAUGUCGAAGAUUUAGAUUUAAAACGAUUUUAGGUAUCUUUUUUUUCAAUUUACAAUCUUCAAACCUAAAAAAUUGUAUUUUAGGACCCGCCAAGGCAUCUACAAGCUCAUAAAGAACCUCCAAGGCGAAGAAGUGUCGGAAGAAUCGCAAAAUUUGAUCCCAGAGAUCACAAUGUCGGCGGCGGACAAGAAAAAAUACCGAUUGUCGGAUCACCACUUUUCUUAUGGCAAUUUUUACAAGCAAAUUGAAGUGAAAGUCAAGAAGUCCAAGAUGAAAUUUGCUCCGAAAAAAGUGAACUCCGAAAACAAGGAGAACGCCCCAGAGAAAAAAGAAGAGAAAAAGGAACAAGAGGCACCCAGAAAGAUACUAAAACCGUAAGUUUGGAUGCAUUGCCUGAGGGAAAAUAAAAAAUUUUGAGAUUUUGAAAUUUUUUUGGAAAUUGAUGGAAUUUUUAUGGAAUUGAUGGGAUUUUUGGUCAAUUUUUGCUUAACUUUGGGUUGGAAAUGGAGUGUAGAGGCUUCAUUGUGAUGUGAAUGAGGUCUGGCGUUAGUUUAGACAUAUCAAAAUGGGGAAUUUUAGCGAAAAAUUUCAAAAAAUUGAGAUUUUUAAGAGAUUUUUUGAUUUUUUUAAAAAAUUUUUUUAAUUGAUUUGAUUUUUGUUUAACUUUGGGUAGAAAAUUAAUUGUAGAGGCAUUAUGGAGAUGUAAAAGAGGAUUUACCGUAUUUUAGACAUAUCAAAAUGAUGAAUUUUAGCGAAAAAUUUCAAAAAAUUGAGAUUUUUAAAUAAUUUUUUUGAUUUUUUCGCAAAUUUCUUGCUUUUUUAAUCGAUUUUGGAUAGGAAAUGGAUGGGAAAGGCUUUUUUGAGGUUCAUUGAAGAUUUUACAAUUCUUUAGACAUUUUAAAAUUUGGAAAUUUUAGGAAGAAUUGCAAAAAAUUUAGAUUUUUUGAGCAAUUUUGGAGAUUUUUGAAAAAUUUCGUAAUUUUUAUAACUUGUUUGGACAAUUUGUAAUUGGAAAAGUAACUUCAAAGCUGUGGUAUGACCUGUAGAGUAGUUUUAUUAAAUUUAGACACAGUAAAAAUUGGAAUUUAUCUAAAAUUUGCAAUAAUUUUGAGAUUUUUUUCGAAAUUUCGUCGAAAAUUUGGAAAAAAAUUAUGAAAAAAAGUCAAAUUAACCUACAGUGGGGGACCUGAUCCAGUGGCAAAAAACGUACCAUUUUGUAUCCGGGAAGUAUCAAAAAUGUGGCAAAAUGCUUCCCUUUCCAAGUGAAAAAACUCCGAUUUCACAAGGAAAGUACUUUUAUGGGGGCUCCUACUUUUUGACGGGACAUACCUCAAAAAAUCAGAAAAAAUGUGCUGAUCAAGGAUAUAUAAAUCUUAGCUGCCCAUUUUGGGCUUUUAGGGGUGAAAAUGCCCAAAAACUGGCUCAAUUUCCCUACAAAAGGCGCAUGCAUUCGAAACGAUAAAAAGCGCAGUUGGUCUCUUCCUUCGGAAGAGAGCGGUGUGGCCGAGUGGCUAGUGCCGUAGUCUGGGAAUCAAGAGGGGGAACGCCGCACGGGUUCGAUUUCCCUUUUGGGCUGAAUCAACUUUUUUUGAAGUUGAAGGUCGGAAAAAUAAAUUUUUGGGCCAAGACUGAUUUAUUACGUCUUAGAAACUCAAUAAACAUCAUUUUAAGCCAAAAUAAAAAUUGUAAACCCGUGAAAAAUUACUCGAAAAGGGGUUCAUAUAGGGCUUUAAGUCAACUUCCGACUGAGUUUUCACCCCUAAAAACCUAAAAUGGGCAGCUAAGAUUUAUAUAUCCUUGAUCAGCACAUUUUUUCUGAUUUUUUGAGAUAUGUCCCGUCAAAAAGUAGGAGCCCCCAUAAAAGUACUUUCCUUGUCAAAAGCGCCCUUCAGAACGGAAUUUUUUCACUUGGAAAGGGAGGCAUUUUGCCACAUUUUUUGAUACUUCCCGGAUGCAAAAUGGUACGUUUUUUGCCACUGGAUCAGGUCUCCACUGUAGGUUAAUUUGACUUUUUUUCAUAAUUUUUUUUUCAAAUUUUCGACGAAAUUUCAAAAAAAUCUCAAAAUUGUCGCAAAUUUCAGAUAAAAUUCCAAUUUUUACUUGCUCUAAAUAAAAAUAAAAUUACUCUACACACCAUACCACAGCUUUUACUUUACUUUUCCAGUUAUAAAUUGUCCAAAAAAGUUAUAAAAAAUAUGAAAUUUGCUAAAAAUCUCUAAACUGGUCUCCCACUGUAGAUUUAACCUAGAUUUUUUAGCGUCAAGAAAGGUACAACAACUGGGCUGGAAAAGGAAGCCAAUCUGAUGUCUUCCUGGCUGAAACAAACCCCCAAAGAGGCCAAAUACGCCUGCAAAAAGUGCCACGAAAACGGAUCGGCGAAGCAAAUGAACGCCUGCAAAGUCUGCGACAAAUACUAUCAUAUCGAGUGCGUGAACACGAAAACCAAGCAGAAACUUUGGACCUGCCCCAUUUGCACCAACAAGGAGCUGGUGGGCCGGCUGAGCAUGAUUUAUAUUCGACUUGCCGAGGUGAUCCAACAAAAAAUUGAACAAGUCUACAAUGAACGCAAAAUCCAGGUGAAAUCCAAGUAUAGCCUCAGGAAAUAUGAGGAUCUGGACAAACUGGAAGAGGAGCUGUGGGGAGAAGGGUCGGAUGUGAGCGAGGAUGACGAGGAGGAGGAUUAUAAGGAGGAUGAAGAUGAAAUUGAAGAAGAAAGCGAAGAUGAAGAGGAAGAAGAGGAGGAGGAAGAAGAAGAAGAUGAUGAUUAG